Molecule: messenger RNA, 14564 nt
Organism: Archocentrus centrarchus (flier cichlid)
Lineage: Eukaryota; Metazoa; Chordata; Actinopteri; Cichliformes; Cichlidae
Gene: wdfy3
Product: WD repeat and FYVE domain containing 3
Exons: 67
Coding region: 290-10933 (3547 amino acids)
Biological process (GO): aggrephagy
Molecular function (GO): metal ion binding; protein binding
Source: RefSeq, a predicted model, not a curated record
CCUCGCUCGGGGCCGGGAGGAGGAUGCUGUUGGAGGAAAAUCGGCGCUGGGACCUGGCUGCGAGCUCGGCUUAUUUGGAUGUUGAGGAAACAUGGCGACCGGCAAAAGGAAGGAGAGGGAGCAGCGAGCACUUUGGGAUUAACGCAUCGUUUGAGACAUAUGGAUAUACACGAAGGGCCCCGCACCGACUUAAUUCACACAUUGGAGGUCAUCGUCAACGUUCACACCGACGUAUUUUGCCGCAGACGCUGCUUACUGGGCUGCCUUUGCCCUGACAAAGCCGCUCAAGAUGAACAUGGUGAAAAGGAUCAUGGGGCGGCCGAGGCAGGAGGAGUGCAGCCCCCAGGACAACGCGCUGGGCCUCAUGCACCUGCGACGCCUCUUCUCCGAGCUGUGCCACCCUCCUCGCCACAUGACCCAGAAGGAGCAGGAGGAGAAGCUCUACAUGAUGCUUCCUGUGUUUAACAGGGUGUUCGGGGCGGCACCUCCCAGCAGCAUGACGGAGAAGUUCUCCGACUUGCUGCAGUUCACCACCCAGGUGUCCCGGCUCAUGGUGACCGAGAUCAGACGAAGAGCGUCUAAUAAAUCCACAGAGGCAGCCAGUCGAGCCAUAGUCCAGUUCCUGGAGGUGAACCAGAGUGAGGAGGCAAGUCGUGGCUGGAUGCUUCUGACCACCAUCAACCUGUUAGCUUCCUCUGGACAGAAAACUGUGGACUGCAUGACGACCAUGUCUGUGCCCUCUACACUCGUCAAAUGCCUCUACUUGUUCUUUGACCUGCCCCACAUGGCCGAGGCACCUGUAGGCCCCACACCACAGCCGCCACAACCACCACCACCACCCAACCAAGAGAAGACCCCCGGCCAAGGCCACACCCAGCCCGACCUGCCCCUGGCUGACCGCAGGGCACUCCUCCAGAAAGUCUUUGUCCAGAUCCUGGUGAAGCUCUGCACAUUUGUGUCUCCAGCGGAGGAGCUGGCCCAAAAGGAUGACCUCCAGUUACUAUUUAGCGCCAUCACCUCCUGGUGUCCUCCCCACAACCUGCCCUGGAGGAGGAGUGCAGGGGAGGUGCUCACCACCAUCUCCCGACAUGGCCUUAGUGUCAACGUGGUCAAAUACAUACACGAGAAGGAAUGCCUGGCCACAUGUGUUCAAAACAUGCAGCAGUCAGACGAUCUCUCCCCUCUGGAGAUCGUUGAGAUGUUCGCCGGCCUCUCCUGCUUCCUCAAAGACUCCAGCGACGUGUCGCAGACCCUGCUGGACGAUUUCCGAAUGUGCCAGGGUUACGCGUUCCUCUGCGACCUCAUGCUCAGACUGGAACAGGCCAAGGAGGACGAAUCAAAAGAUGCUUUGAAGGACCUGGUCAACCUGGUCACCUGUCUGUCCACGUAUGGAGUGACGGAGCUGAAACCUGCCGGGUUGACAACCGGGGCCCCCUUCUUGCUGCCUGGAUUUGUUCUCCCGCAGCCCUCUGGGAAAGGCCAUACAGUGCGUAAUAUUCAGGCCUUUUCGGUGCUCCAAAAUGCCUUCCUACGAGCCAAAACAAGCCGUCUGGCCUGCAUGCUCCUGGACGCCGUCGGAAACAUCUACGCAGCGGAACCAGCCAACUAUUUCAUCCUGGAGUCGCAGCACACGCUGUCUCAGUUUGCAGAGCGUGUGGCCAAACUCCCCGAGGCUCAGGCCAAGUACUUUGAGCUGCUGGAAUUUGUCGUCUUCAGCCUCAACUAUGUGCCGUGUAAGGAGCUCUUCAGUGUUAGCGUGCUGCUCAAAUCGAGCACUUCGUACGCCUGCAGCAUCACGGCCGUAGGGACGCUGCUGAAGCUGGCCAGGCACGACCCGGUGUUCAGCGACGUGCUGCGGGAGGUCGGCCUGCUGGAGGUGCUGGUCAACCUGCUGCACAAGUACGCCGCAUUGCUCAAAGACCCGACCUCACAACAGCAACCACACAACAAUGACCAAGCAGACUGCAAAAACAACACCGUGGCAGAGGAGCAGAAGCAGUUGGCCUGGCUGGUGAUGGAGACGCUGACUGUGCUCCUGCAGAGCUCCAACACCACCAACACUAAUGCAGCCCUGUUCAGAGAGUUCGGCGGAGCUCGUUGCGUUCACAACAUCGUGAAGUACCGCCAGUGUCGCGAGCACGCCCUGCUCAUCAUUCAGCAGCUCGUCCUGUCGCCAAGCGGUGACGACGACAUGGGAACUUUGCUGGGCCUGAUGCACUCUGCACCGCCCAGCGAACUGCAGCUGAAGACCGACAUACUGAGGGCUUUGUUAGCCGUGCUGCGUGAGAGUCAUCGCACUCGGACGGUGUUCCGCAAGGUGGGUGGCUUCGUCUACGUCACCUCGCUGCUGGUGGCCAUGGAGCGCUCGCUGUGCCAGCCGCCGCGACACGGCUGGGAGCGCGUCAACCAGAACCAGGUUUUUGAGCUUCUGCACACAGUCUUCUGCACGCUCACCGCCGCCAUGCGCUACGAGCCGGCCAACUCGCACUUCUUCCGCACGGAGAUCCAGUACGAGAAGCUGGCUGAUGCUGUCAGGCUGCUGGGCUGUUUCUCAGACACUAAGAAGCUGGGCCUCACGAGCGUGUUCCCCUCCAACGCGCAGCCUUUCCAGAGGCUGCUGGAGGACGAGGCUGUCCCUGGAGGCUGUGCAGGAGACAGUGUGUGUCCUACGCUCAAACACUGCAGCAAGCUCUUCAUCUACCUGUACAAGAUGGCCACAGACUCUUUCGACAGUCGUGCGGAGCAGGUGCCUCCCUGCCUGACUCAUGAGACCUCGCUGCCCUCCCCAUGGGGCACGCCAGCGCUCGCCAGGAAGAGACAUGGCUACUACGGUACGUCGGGCCCUCCUGCCCCAGUAAAAGCCCUGACUGACUUGAAGCUCCACUUGGCAAACUCCUCCCACCCAGUUUCUUCAUCAUCCUCAUCAGACAUGGUGGCCAUCCACCCAGGGGCUGUCCUGGCCAUGGUGGACCUGCUGCCCUCCGUGUCCUCCGACAGCCAGCCAGAGCAUGCCCUCGAUCUGCAGCUGGCAGUGGCCAACAUCCUGCAGCUCCUGGUGAACAGUGAGAGGAACCAGCAGGUGUUGUGUGAAGCCUGCCUCCAUCAGCGGCUGCUGCAGCGCUGUAGUCAGGCCCUCAGCGAUGAAGACCACCCGCUGCACCCGCCGCUGCAGAGGAUGUUUGAGAGGUUGGCCUCACAGGCCCUGCAGCCGAUGGCACUCAGGGAGUUCUUACGGCUUGGAAACCCGCUGAACUGUGGCGCCUGGGACAAGAAGCUGCUGAAGAACUACCGGGUCCACAAACCGAGCUCUCUCAGCUACGACGCCGAGAUGAGAAACAGUAUGACUACUUCCAUGGAGGGCUUCGGCCCUGACAGCGUCUUCACCACGCCGGCAGAGGACAACGGCCAGUAUCGCAUCAGCCGCAGCCUCGUGCGCUCCGCUGAGGGGAGCACCGUACCCCUCACCCGAGUCAAGUGUCUGGUGUCGAUGACAACGCCCCAUGACAUUCGCCUGCACGGCUCAGCUGUCACACCUGCGUUUGUGGAGUUUGACAGCUCGUUGGAGGGCUUUGGGUGCCUGUUUCUGCCCAGCCUGGCGCCUCACAACGCUCCCACCAACAACACCAACGCUUCAGGUGUCAGCGAUGGAGCAGUGCUGAGCGGGAUGGGCACAGGUGAGCGCUUGUUUCCUCCCCCAUCAGGCCUGAGCUACUCCACUUGGUUCUGCGUGGAGCGGUUCAGCAUAGCCCCUCAGGCCCACCCGGUGCGGCUGCUGACCGCCGUCCGUCGGGCCAACUCCUCGGAGCAGCACUACGUGUGCCUGGCUGUGGUGCUGUCAGCCAAAGACCGCUCGCUCACCGUCUCCACCAAGGAGGAGCUGCUGCAAACGUACUCAGCGGAUGAGUCGAGCGAAGAAGCCUCCUUCUAUGAGAUCCUUCCCUGCUGCGCUCGCUUCCGCUGUGGCGAGCUGAUCGCUGAGGGCCAGUGGCACCACCUGGUGCUGGUCAUGAGCAAAGGCAUGUUGAAGAACAGCAUGGCCACGCUGUACAUCGACGGGCAGCUCAUCAGCACUGUCAAGCUUCACUACAUCCACAGUGCUCCAGGCGGCUCCAGCUCCACCAACCCUCCUGUCGUGAGUACCGUUUACGGGUACAUAGGGACGCCGCCUGCCCAGCGCCAGCUCUCCAGCCUGGUGUGGCGUCUGGGACCCACCCACUUCCUGGAGGAGGUCUUACCUGCCACCAGCGUCGCUGCCAUUUAUGAGCUGGGACCCAACUAUGUGGGCAGCUUUCAGGCCGUCUACCUUCCCUGUAAGGACUCAAAGACAGAGGUAGCACCGGCCUCUCCGGUGGCGUUGGUGCCAGAAGAGAAGGUGUCUUUCAGUCUCUAUGCCCUCUCCGUCUCGACUCUCACUGUGGCAAAAAUCAGGAAAGUCUACAACAAACUGGACAGCAAAGCCAUCGCCAAACAGCUCGCCGUGUCCUCUCACGAAAACGCCACUCCGGUGAAGCUGAUUCAUAAUGCCGCCGGUCACCUCAACGGGCCUGCGCGGACCGUAGGAGCUGCUGUCAUUGGAUAUUUAGGUGUUCGUGCCUUUGUGCCCAAACCUGUGGCCACAAACCUGCAGUAUGUGGGAGGGGCAGCAGCCAUCUUGGGUCUGGUUGCCAUGGCGUCGGAUGUGGAGGGGCUGUAUGCGGCUGUCAAAGCUUUAGUGUGUGUUGUAAAAAGCAACCCACUGGCCAGUAAAGAGAUGGAGCGCAUCAAAGGCUACCAGUUGCUAGCUAUGCUGCUAAAGAAGAAGCGCUCGCUGCUGAACAGUCACAUCCUGCACCUCACCUUCUCUCUGGUGGGAACAGUGGACAGCGGCCAUGAGACCUCCAUCAUCCCCAACUCCAUGGCCUUCCAGGACCUACUGUGUGACUUUGAGGUUUGGCUCCACGCUCCGUACGAGCUCCAUCUGUCUCUGUUCGAGCACUUCAUUGAGCUGCUGACAGAAUCCAGUGAGGCGGCUAAAAAUGCUAAACUGCUGAGAGAGUUUCAGCUCAUCCCGCGAUUGCUGCUCACCCUGAGGGACACCACGCUGUCCCAGCCCACUGUCGCCGCCAUCAGCAACGUGCUCAGUCUGCUGCUCCAAGGCUUCCCCAACCCGUACGACCUGCUGCGGUUCGGCCAGUUCAUCUCCUCUACUCUUCCCACGUUUGCUGUGUGUGAGAAGUUUGUUGUCAUGGAAAUCAAUAACGAGGAGAAGAUCGACGGAGGUAAUGAUGAUGAUUUCGGGGGGCUCCUAUCAGCAAACCUCAUUCUGCUGAGAAAUCGACUGCUGGACAGCCUUCUUAGACUGCUUUUUACCACGAAAGAGAAAUGCACCGUCAAUGUCCAGGCGUGUGAGGAGCUGGUGCGAACGCUGGGCUUUGACUGGCUUCUGAUGUUCAUGGAAGAACAUCUCCACUCCAGCACGGUGACGGCAGCUCUGUGGAUUCUGGUGGUGCUGCUGUCCAAUCAGUCCAUCCUCAACCGCUUCAAAGAGGGCCUGUGCGGAGGAGGCUGGCUGGACCACACCGACUCCGUCCUGAGCAACAAGAUCGGCACGGUGCUGGGAUUCAACGUGGGUCGCAGUGCCGGCGGGCGCUCCACAUUGCGGGAGAUCAACCGGGAUGCGUGCCAUUUCCCAGGAUUCCCCGUUUUGCAGACGCUGCUCCCCAAACACACCAAUGUGCCCGAACUCUACUUCCUGCUCAUGGCUCUCUUCCUGCAGCAGCCUGUCACUGAGCUACCAGACAGCCUGCAGUUUGACCUGGACUCAAUCUGGACGUUCAUCUUCGGCGUGCCCGCCUCCAGUGGGACGUUGGUGGGCUCCAUCCACAGUGUUUGUACCGACGCUGCUUUCCUGCUGCUCGCCAUGCUGCGCAGCAUGCUCAACCUGCCUUGGCAGUCAGAGGAGGAAGGUUCCUGGCUCAGGGAGUACCCGGUAACCCUCAUGCAGUUCUUUAGGUACCUUUACCAUAACGUAUCCGACCUUUCACCAAUGUGGCACAGCCCGGAGUUCCUCUGUGCCCUGGCAGCCGCCGUCUUCCCCUUUAACAUCAGGCCUUAUUCUGAGAUGGUCAGUGAUUUGGACGAUGAGGCGAGUUCUCCCACCGAGGAGUUCAAGGCCUUUGCUGGGGACUCUGGUAUGAACCGCAGCCAAUCUGAAUACUGCAACGUGGGCUCCAAGACGUCCCUGACCAACCACCCGGCCAAAAAAUAUGUCUUUGACUUCAUGAGGGUUCUGAUCAUGGACAACCUCUGCAUGACCCCAGCCAGCAAGCAGACACCCAUCAUUGAUAUGCUCCUCGAGGCUUCCCCGGAGCGCUCCACCAGAACUCAGCAGAAGGAGUUUCAGUCCAACAUCCUGGACGGCGUCAUGGAGCAUCUUCUGGCUGCUGAUGUCCUCCUAGGUGAAGAUGCCUCUCUGCCCCUCAGCAGCGGUGGCAGUUACCAGAUUUUGGUCAACAACGUCUUCUACUUCACCCAGCGGGUGGUGGACAAGCUGUGGCAGGGCAUGUUCAACAAGGACUCCAAACUGGUGGUGGACUUCAUUGUGCAGCUCAUUGGACAGUCUAAGAGGCGUUCCCAGGGUCUUUCCCUCGACACCAUCUACCACUGUCUGAACCGGACGGUGCUCUAUCAGCUCUGCCGACCCCACAAGACGGUAGCACAGCAGGUGGCCCUGCUGGAUGCCCUGCGGGUCCUGACCGUCAACCGCAACCUGGUGCUCGGGCCAGGCAACCACGACCAGGACUUUGUGGCCUGCCUAGCUCACUGUUUCAUCUGCCUGCACAGUGGGAGUAGUGUGGACGGCUUUGGUUUGGAGGCAGAGGCCAGGAUGACAACCUGGCACGUCAUGAUGCCAGCAGAGAACGAGUCUGACACCACGCACAGUCAUGACGUCAGUGAAGGGCGGCAGCUGCUGCUGAAGGCUGUGAACCGUGUGUGGACGGAGCUGAUGCACAGCAAGCGCCAAAUGCUGGAGGACAUUUUCAAAGUGUCUCUGCCCUGCAACGACAGAGGCCAUGUGGACAUCACCACAGCCCGUCCCGCCUUGGAAGAGCCGGCACUGAAGAGCUGGCAGAACCACCUGGCUCAUGAGAAAAAGUACAUCAGUCGUGGGGAAGCAGUAGCACCAGCAACCCAGUCCAAACUGUCCAGAGUCAGCAGCGGCUUCGGCCUCUCCAAGCUGACCGGCGUCCGGCGCAACAAGAAGGAGAACAGCCAGAACAAGAACAGCCUCUCUGCACAGGAGACUUUUCAGUGGAUGUUCACGCACAUCGCUGUUGUCCGAGACUUGGUGGCCAUGCAGUACAAGGAAUAUCAAGAGCGGCAGCAGAACGCCCUCAAGUACGUGACCGAGGAGUGGGCAUCCAUUGAAUACGAGCUGUUGCGUGAACGAGGCCUGUGGGGCCCGCCAAUCGGCUCCCACUUGGACAAGUUUGUGCUGGAAAUGACGGAAGGGCCCUGCCGAAUGAGGAAGAAGAUGGUCCGCAAUGACAUGUUUUAUAUCCACUACCCGUACAUCCCUGAGAUAGAGACAAACACCAACUCAGCACAGAAACCUCUGCGUUACCGCCGAGCCAUCAGCUACGACAGUAAAGAAUACUACAUGCGUUUGCUGUCUGGAAACCCCGGCAUGUACCAGCACUCUGUGGAGCACAGCACCGAGGGAGAGACCGCACAUCACGAGCUGGAGCACGGAGAGGACACCAUCGCUAGAGUCAAAGGCCUGGUGAAGGCUCCUCUGAAGAGGUCUCGGUCCACAGCGGAUGGUGCAGAUGAGGACAGUCAGGAGCAGCUUCAGGAGCAGCUGUUAGAGUCAGGAGGCCCCGAAGAGGAGCAGAAGACCGACAACACUUCUCUGCUGAGACUCCUGGAGGAGGGAGAGAAGAUUCAGCACAUGUACCGCUGUGCCAGAGUGCAGGGUCUCGACACCAGCGAGGGCCUGCUGCUGUUUGGGAAGGAGCACUUCUACGUCAUCGAUGGCUACACCAUGACCGUGUCCAGGGAGAUCAGGGACAUCGACACGCUGCCGCCCAAUAUGCAUGAGGCCAUCAUCCCCAGAGGAGCGAGACAGGGACAGAGCCAGCUAAAGAGGACCUGCAGCAUCUUUGCUUACGAAGACAUUAAAGAGGUUCACAAGAGGCGCUACCUGCUGCAGCCCAUGGCAGUGGAGGUCUUCUCAGCCGAUGGGAGAAACUACUUGUUAGCCUUCCAGAAAGGAGUUCGCAACAAGGUUUACCAAAGGUUCUUGGCGGUGGUGCCCUCACUGGCUGACAGCUCUGAGUCGGUUUCAGGCCAGAGGCCCAACACCAGCGUGGAGCAAGGAUCUGGACUUCUCAGCACGCUGGUUGGUGAGAAGUCAGUGACUCAAAGAUGGGAGCGAGGAGAGAUCAGCAACUUCCAAUACUUGAUGCAUCUGAACACUCUGGCCGGACGGUCCUACAACGACCUGAUGCAGUAUCCGGUGUUCCCCUGGAUCCUGGCUGAUUAUGACUCCGAGGAGGUGGACCUGACCAACCCCAAGACAUUUCGUAACCUCGCCAAGCCAAUGGGCGCGCAGACUGACACCCGACUAACACAGUACAAGAAGAGGUACAAGGACUGGGAAGACCCCAAUGGUGAAACCCCAGCGUACCACUACGGCACUCAUUACUCCUCCGCCAUGAUCGUGGCCUCCUACCUGGUCCGGAUGGAGCCCUUCACACAGAUUUUCCUCAGACUUCAGGGAGGCCACUUCGACCUGGCUGACAGGAUGUUCCACAGCGUGCGUGAAGCCUGGCUCUCUGCUUCCAAACACAACAUGGCCGACGUCAAGGAGCUCAUCCCAGAGUUCUUCUAUUUGCCUGAGUUCCUGCUCAACUCCAACAACUUUGACCUGGGUGCCAAGCAGAAUGGCACCAAGCUGGGUGACGUCAUCCUCCCACCUUGGGCUAAGGGCGACCCCCGGGAGUUCAUCAGAGUCCACAGAGAGGCGUUGGAGUGUGACUACGUAUCGGCCCACCUCCACGAAUGGAUCGACCUGAUUUUCGGCUACAAGCAGCAGGGCCCUCCGGCUGUGGAGGCAGUCAACGUCUUCCAUCACCUCUUCUACGAGGGUCAGGUGGACAUCUACAACAUCAACGACCCGCUCAAAGAGACGGCCACCAUCGGCUUCAUCAACAACUUCGGACAAAUCCCCAAACAGCUCUUUAAGAAGCCCCACCCUCCUAAACGAGUACGCAGUAAAGCCAACGGCGACGUAGCCGGCGUUCCUCCGAGCUCCAACAGCGACAAGAUCUUCUUCCAUCACCUGGACAAUCUCAGACCUUCUCUUGCACCAGUUAAAGAGCUGAAGGAGCCUGUGGGACAGAUUGUGUGCACCGAUAAAGGCAUCCUCGCUGUAGAGCAAAACAAAGUUCUGGUUCCCCCUACCUGGAGCAAAACCUUUGCCUGGGGUUACGCCGAUCUCAGCUGUCGCCUGGCUAACUAUGAGUCCGACAAGGCGCUGGUCGUGUACGAGUGUCUGUCAGAGUGGGGUCAGAUCUUCUGUGCCAUAUGUCCAAACCCAAAGCUGGUCAUCACUGGCGGCACCAGCACUGCCAUCUGUGUGUGGGAGACAGGAACCUCAAAGGAGAGGGCGAAGUCACUCACGCUCAAACAGGCAUUACUUGGCCACACAGAUGCAGUAACGUGUCUGACGGCGUCUUCGGCGUACCACAUCGUCGUCAGUGGCUCGCGGGAUCGAACCUGCAUCAUCUGGGAUCUCAACAAGCUCUCCUUCGUCACGCAGCUCAGGGGACACCGAGCGCCCGUCUCUGCUCUGUGUAUCAAUGAGCUGACGGGGGACAUCGUGUCCUGCGCGGGCACCUACAUUCAUGUGUGGAGCAUCAACGGCAGCCCCAUCGCCAGCGCCAACACCUUCACCGGCCGCAGCCAGCAGAUCCUGUGCUGCUGCGUGUCAGAGAUGAACGAGUGGGACACGCAGAACGUCAUCGUCACCGGCCACUCGGAUGGCGUCGUGAGGUUUUGGAGAAUGGAGUUCCUCCAGGUCCCAGAAACUCCUGCUCCCGAGCCCAUAGAGCCAGACGUGCCGGACUGCUGUGCCGACGAGAAGAUUGAGGGCGGUGAAAGUCACAACGGUGAUGAUGACAGCAGCGAGUCAGAUGGAGACGAGCCCAGUCUGAGCCAGGAGCCCAGAGCACCACGCAACCCUUCGACAGGCGGAGGCAGCCAGCCGGGCAGCACCGUCCACAGACCCAGAGGUCCCUCGGCCCGAACAGGAGCAUCUUGGUCGAUGGACAGCGGCUCUGACGACUCUCACCGCUGGUCAGACACCCUCAGCAUCGACGAGAAGGACGGAUUCGUGUUUGUGAACUACUCUGAGGGCCAAACUAAAGGCCCUCACCCAGCUCACUCAAGCCAGGGUUCAGUGCCUCAGCCUCUGCAUCCCUCCGCCAUGGAGGCACGGACGUAUAACCAGCUCAGGGCAGGCUACAGAUGGGAGCGCCAGCUGGUCUUCCGGAGCAAGCUCACCAUGCACACGGCUUUUGAUCGCAAGGACAACGCUCACCCAGCUGAGAUCACCUCCCUCGCCAUCUCCAAGGACCACAGUAAGAUCCUGGUGGGUGACGGCCGUGGCAGAGUGUUUAGCUGGUCGGUCAGUGACCAGCCUGGCCGUUCUGCAGCAGAUCACUGGGUGAAGGACGAGGUCGUGGACAGCUGCUCCGGCUGUACGGUCCGCUUCUCGCUCACUGAGCGACGCCACCACUGUAGGAACUGCGGGCAGCUCUUUUGCCAGAAGUGCAGUCGCUUCCAGUCAGAGAUCAAAAGGCUGAAGAUCUCGUCACCUGUGCGUGUUUGUCAGAACUGUUACUACAACCUCCAACACGAGCGAAGCGCCGAGGACGGCUGCAGAAACUGAGCUCCGCUUCCACCCGCCGCCAGCAGCGAAAGAAACCCCUCCUGAUGACCUGAGGAGCAUUUCAGUCCUCCAUUCGACUCCCUCUGCAUCUCCCAAAAAACUCACCCCCCCCCAGCCCUGAGUAACCACAUGUACUGUAACGCACUGACAGGCUGUCACAGGAGGGAGUGAUUCGACUACGGUGGUGGAGCUCAGGGAAGGAGAAGGGAUGUGAAGGAGGACAACAGACAACAGAGAAACUCUCUCCCCACUUUUACCACUGGCACUCACCUGGGGGGGGGGGCAGAACCCACCUUUAAUGCAGCACGCACGAAUCAAUCACCCGCCAUUUUUGAUUAGAGAUCAAGAACAGGGAAAACUCUUUCAGCUUUCACCGCAAGAUAUUAAAAUGAAAACUUGUUGAUAGUGUAAAUAGUUACCAUGGCCUUUUUAACUGUAAGAGGAGCAAACACAGAACAAAAAAUAAGGUCAAAGAGGUAAAAAAAAAAGAAAUGCCUGUAACAUAGCGUUGUGACUAACCACUUCUGGCUUUAAAAAACAGAAAAAAUGAUUGUGUGUAGUUUGCCUCACAAGUCACGGCGAGGAAUAACACAGAGGGGAGGGAGAUGAAUGUCAAUGAUUAAUGUCUCUGGGUUGACCGUACUAGUGGGUCUAGUUAUGCAAAAUUACUUCUUUAUAAUCUCCCGGUCGUUAUGUUGUUUACAGACCUGUGAUUUAUUGUGCGAGUGUGCUGCCCACCGCGUCACGCCGUUACCACCACACACACACACACACACACACACAGAGAUUUCCUCUCUGAUUGUCUUCUCCUCUUUUUUUUUUAUUGCCAAAUUGUUUCGUUGUAUCAGUUAUGAUGUUUAUUUUUUAUCCUCUCGUCCGUUUGCUCCUUUAUGUGAAUUCCCAUUUGGAGAUAUUUUUUUUUUUAAAGUUGUUGUUGCUGCUUUCUGAAGACUGGAUACAUUAUCAUCUUCAUUUUUCUUAUGUUCAUAUCACUCCUUUUAUUUUUGUGGUUCCCUCUUAAGUAUUAUUUGUUUUUUUAAAGAGAGGAAAAAAUUCGAGGGUUUGUCUGGUGUAAAAAUAGCUUAAAGUAACACACGCGCGUCCUGUUGCUGCACAUUCAUCGUCCAUCGUCGCACAGCUUCAAAGCAGCAGCUUGAAUGCACACAGAAAAGGGACCUCCUCGUCAGCUGCAGUUUGGGGCUUUUGUUUAUUUAUCUUGUUGGUUUCUGGAUAAGAUUUUUGCUGGAUUUUUUUCCUCCCCUGUGGCAUUAUCUCAACACACGUUAUCCUCACGCAGUGGAGCUGCAGCCAAGCACCUUUUUAAAGAGAUGUUUCAGAAUAUAUGCAGAGUUUGGAGGAGCUGGAAAUGCCGUCGGAGUUUUAAUAAAUCUCGGAGCAUUUUGUCUGUAAAGACAAAGACAGGCAGACUGAGUCUGUAGGUCUGUCUGUAGGUUUCUUUUAUUAGCAUUACGUCAGUGCUGUGAUUUCAUAUUACAUGCUUAUCAGUCCUGCAGAGAACAGAUGGAUUUUAUUGUGACACUUUCAUAAAAUGACGCUCGUGCCCUUCAGUUUAACUCGAGGGCACAUUAUGUGACCCAGUUAGAUUCAUUUUAAUGGCCUGGAAUUUAUUAAAUUUGUCUAAAUUCAUUUGGUGCUUUAUUUUAUUUUUAAAUGUAAAAUGAAUUGGAUUAUUAAAUUAAAAUAGCACCAAGUUAUCUGCAGCGAAACUCAAAUCUAUGGGGUGUCAUCAGUGCCAUCAGAUUAGUGACUGUUGGGGGGGUUUGUUUGUUUUUGGUUUAUUUUAACAGUGAAAUUUAAAAAAAAACCUUUAAAAAGAGGAAAAUUUGCCUGAAAAAUGCUUCAGUUCAAGUUUUAGAUAAUCCAUAGAUAAUAUUUUUUUUCAAUUAAUUAGAAUUCUUAAUUCUUAUAAAAUGUGAAAUUUUUAAGUGGAUAGGAAUAUAUGUUUUGGAAUCCCAAAUUAAUUUUUGACUCUGCUUAUGUUACAUUUUUUAAUGAAUCUGAAGUAAUUAAAGCAGCAGGAUUUAAAAAUGAAUUAUUAUUAUUAUUAUUAUUAUUAUUAUUAUUCCUUUUCUGACCUGUUCCAGAUCGUGAACUUGCCCCACAUCUCACUAAAAGUUCAAAAGAACUUAAUUUAAAAACUAAAGUUGUUAGUGAAGCUUCAAGGUCAGCAAAUAAAUCAUUAGGAGAUCAAAAAAAAAAAAAUGAAUGGCAACUUUUAAUAUACUUGAUUUUCAGCUUGUGUGAUGAUGAGAGCUGUGAUUAAAGGUUUGGGAACAGCUGCAUUAGAGUUUUGAUGGAUUUGCUUAAUAGCUUGGAAAAUAAGUAACACUCGAUCCGUCGUUGCAUCGGAAAAACCAAAAAGCAACGGUUUUAGGUGAUCGUUGCUGCACUAAAUGCAUUUCUGUGGUUUUCUGUAGUUUCUGAAGAUGUCAGAAGUACUGAGAGGAGUUUAAACACUAUAGAAAGACGUUUCUCUGCCCUGCUGAGGCGGCAAUAUCAGAGGUUUUAUCUGCUUUCAUGUUUUGUUUUGUUUUGUUUUGUUUUUUAUGUAAAUUGAUCGUUUGCCACCACAAAUCCAUGUUUGACUGUUUUUGUAAAGAUGCACAGCCCUCCCUGUCCUCUCACUUUGUGGGUCUGUGGGCAGACGGUGCAUUCAAGUGCUGCUUUCUUCCUGUCUCUCUUUUGUUGUUCUUUUUUAGUCUUCACAGGCAUUUUUGGAAAAAGAAAGUACUUCAAUGUUCAUCCACACAGCUCUUUAAUGUUGUAAUAUAAUAUGCACUCAUGUUACUGUCCCCCUUUAUAUCAUUCUGCCUUUCUGUACUGUAAUUUUAGCGUGCAAUCAUGCCAUCCAGCUGAAACGGCCGAGUCGGCUUCUAUCAAUCGAGGAUUCCUUUGAAACCUUCACGUGUACAAAAAGAAGAAAACAAAAGUAAAAAAGAAAAAAAAAACUGUUGUUUUUAUUGAAUGCAGUUUUUUUUUUUUUUUUUUAACUGAGGUGCAUUUCACAGCUGAUAAAUGAACUGUAAAAAGUAUUUAUGCAAUUAUAACUGGGUUUAGAUUUUUUUUUUUUAAUAAUUAUUGUGAUUUCAGCAAGUUUUGUUACUUGUUGCAUGUCUAUUAACACAGCUGACUUUCUGUGUCAGUGCAUUGUACAUGUUCGGCAUUAGAUUCUCUCUCUUUUUGCUGGAUUUAUUCUUGUUUGGUUUUUUCCUUUGAGGCAUUGUUUGAUGGGUUGUCCUGAGCAACAGGUUUGUGUACAGAGCCGCAGAUCCUGUCCCCAACUCUGGGUGCACUUUUGUACUCUAUGGAAAAAAAAAAUUAAGGAUUAAUUGAAAGUAGAAAAAGGAAAAAAAAAGGAGAAAUCCUGGAUUAUUUUGGUGGUCUUGUAUUAGACUGCAUUACUACAGUAUCUGGUGUGCAAUCUGUGAUAGCUGAAUGUUCCUUGUAUAUUUGUGUUCAUUACAUCCUACAAGAGGAAAAAAAAAACCACAGUAGAGUAAUCCCCCCGUCCCCCUGUUACAGAAACAAAAUGUUACAAUAAUGCAAUAGAUCUGGUACUUAUUCUUUUUAAUUUCAUUUCAAUAAAUAAUGUUUGCUGUUUACCACCAAA